AUGGGGUUCCUUUCACGUUCUUUGGUUGCUGCUAUAUGCACGCUCUCGUUCUCGGCGAAUGUGGUUGUCGCUCAAAACUCGACCUGUAAAUGCAUCCCUGGUGAUGCAUGCUGGCCGGCAGCCGACGCCUGGGCAGAGCUCAACACCACCGUGUCCGGCAAGCUCAUUGCGAACAAACCGCUAGCCCACGUCUGCCACGACCCGGACUAUGACGAAGCCGCCUGCACCGCGCUCAAGUCUGAAUGGGUUUGGCCGCUCGUGUUCCAAGAUGGGCCCACAGCCAUGAUGGACCCAGUCUGGCAGACCUGCACGCCAUUCACCCCACGCGAGGAGCCGUGCGAGCUCGGCCGCGACGCCGCGUACUCGAUCAACGUGACAUCCGCCGCAGACAUCGCGGCCGGCGUCAAAUUCGCCAACGAGCACAACAUCCGCCUCGUCGUCCGCAGCACCGGCCAUGACUUCCUCGGCCGCAGCACCGGCACCGGCUCGCUGAGCCUGUGGACGCACAACAUGCGCUCCACGACCGUCAUCGACGCCUACACCGGCAGCGGCGCUUCCUACUCCGGCCCGGCCAUCAAGCUCGCGGCGGGCGUGCGCGGCACCGACGCCCUCUCUGCUGCAACAGAAGCAGGCUACGUCGUGCUGACCGGCAACUGCCCCACCGUCGGCCUCGUCGGCGGGUGGACGCAGGGUGGUGGCCACAGCACUUUGACUUCUAUUCAUGGCAUGGGCGCCGACCAGGUGCUCGAGUGGGAAGUCGUGACUGCAUCUGGUGAGAUCGUCACCGCGAGCCCGACAGAGAACGCCGACUUGUACUGGGCGCUGAGCGGCGGCGGCGCGGGCGCCUACGCCGUCGCCGCGUCCGUCACGGUGCGCGCGUACCCAGAUCUCACUGUCGGCGGAGCAUCACUCGCCUUCGCCAAAGGCGGCAGCACCUCCAACGACACGUUCUGGGCCGGCGUCCAGGCGCUCAUCUCCACCCUCCCCUCCCUCGUCGACCAAGGCGGCCACGCCAGCUUCAGCGUGUCGAGCGCCGGCUUCCGGCUGCUGCCGCUGACGCUGCCGGGCGCCGACGAGGCGGGCGUGCGGAGCGCGCUGGCGCCAUUUACGGAUGCGUUGGCGGAGCUGGGCAUCCCGUUCGCGCUGAACGUGACGAGUUUCCCGUCGUUCUACACGCACUACGCGACGUUCCUCGGCCCCAUCCCGCGCGGCACGAUGAACAUCAACGUCAUGAUGGGCGGCCGGCUGGUGCCGCGGGACGUGGUGGAAGCGGACAACGGGACGGCGCUGGUCGAGGCGUUUCGGCAGCUGCAGGAGGUCGAGGCGCCGGGGUUGGUGCUGGCCGGCAUCGGGCUGAAGGCCGGGGAGGUGGGGAAUGCGGUGGCGCCGAACGCGCUGCUGCCGGCGUGGCGGGAGAGUUUGAUCUCGGUGCUGUCGGUGAUGCCGUGGGACUUUGCGGCGACGGAGGAGGUGAAUCGCGCGAGGGAGAAGACGCUGAAUGACGUCGUCGUGCCGCGGUUGACCGAGCUGACGCCCGGUUCGGGCGCGUACAUGAAUGAGGCGAGUUACUUGAAUCCGGAUUGGAAGGAGGACUACUAUGGAGAAAACUACGAGAAGCUGGCGGCCAUCAAGGAGACGUGGGAUCCGAACGGGUUGUUUUAUGGGCCGGCUGUUGUGGGCAGUGAUGCUUGGGUUGAAACGGAUGGCAGGCUUUGUAGGGCAUGA
Lasiodiplodia theobromae is the source of this 1725-nucleotide messenger RNA. Its product is annotated as FAD binding domain containing protein. The coding region runs from base 1 to 1725 and encodes 574 amino acids. Gene Ontology annotation, molecular function: FAD binding; oxidoreductase activity. The record is from RefSeq and is a predicted model, not a curated record. Lineage: Eukaryota; Fungi; Ascomycota; Dothideomycetes; Botryosphaeriales; Botryosphaeriaceae. The transcript is spliced from 3 exons.